This is a messenger RNA of Vigna radiata var. radiata (mung bean), 3434 nucleotides long. RefSeq names its product calmodulin-binding transcription activator 4. Gene Ontology annotation, molecular function: protein binding; double-stranded DNA binding; transcription coregulator activity. Bases 377 to 3244 code for a protein of 955 amino acids. Lineage: Eukaryota; Viridiplantae; Streptophyta; Magnoliopsida; Fabales; Fabaceae. Gene Ontology annotation, cellular component: nucleus. The record is from RefSeq and is a predicted model, not a curated record. The transcript has 13 exons. Gene Ontology annotation, biological process: regulation of transcription by RNA polymerase II.
GUUCGAGGACUUGCGCGUGUAGCCUCUUUAACUCUUCUAUAUCAUCGUUUUCUUCAUUCCUUAGGUUUGUGUUUGUGUUUGUGAAGAAGCUGAACCAAACAUGCCCUUAUACUUGUCGCUUAUAGCUUCGUAGCGUGUGGUGGGAUAUGCAAUUUCUCCAAUUCUAGUUCAACCUAUUUACUUCACGCGAUUGAUUACCAUGCCACCUGUUACAUAAAAGAGAAUAGUGAGUUCUUACUUCUUAGUUUACGAUCAGAGAGUUUGGUGGUGACCAUCAAUGCCCCAAAUUUCUGCAUGAUCCCCAUGUACCCGCAAACGAAGAGACAAUGAUAGAGGGAACAAAAAGAUGAGUUCUGAAUUGGUGGACUAAUGUGACAUGACCAUGGUAGGUUUGGAGUACAACAUCGAUGAUCUGUUUCAAGAAGCUAAGAAACGAUGGCUCAAGCCUGUCGAAGUGCUUUACAUUUUACGGAAUCACGACAUGUGCGAGCUUACCCACCAGCCCCCUCAUCAGCCAGCUGGCGGAUCCCUAUAUCUGUUUAAUAGAAGAGUCACGCGUUUCUUCCGCAAAGAUGGUCAUAACUGGCGGAAGAAAAGAGACGGAAGAACUGUGGGAGAAGCACAUGAACGGCUUAAGGUUGGAAAUGAAGAAAUCCUAAACUGCUACUAUGCACAUGGAGAAGAGAACCGUUCUUUUCAGAGACGGAGCUAUUGGAUGUUGGAGCCGGAAUAUGAGCAUAUUGUUCUGGUGCAUUAUAGAGAAACAAGUAAGGGGAAAUCCAACUCUGAGCCUUUCACACCAUUGUCGUCAGGUUCCCCUCUUGCUUUUAGUCAGAGUCAAAGCCUGUAUGCUGCUCACGACCCAGGGACAUCAUCCGUGUUUGGUGAUUCAUAUGAACUUAAUCACAAUUUCUCUAGUCCCGGGUCUUUAGAAGUUACAUCUGAAGCACAAGCCUUACGCCAAUUGGAAGAAGAGCUGAAUAUAAAUGAGGACAGCUUCAAUGAAAGGGUGAUUUAUAAUGAUACGUCUACUACUUUGUCUGGACCAAAUGAUCAAGGGCAUCUUUUUGUUAGAUAUAAUGGAAGACAAGAUAACAGUGACACAUACUGUCAUGACUUCCCUGAUGAUUAUCCUGAUGGAAAUGAAAAAACUAUAUACUGGACCGAGGUGCUUAAAGCAUGCAAGCCCUUGCCUGUGACCAAUAUACCAGAUCAAUAUGGAUAUGAGGCAUUUGAAAAUGAACGGUCAUUAUUUUCUCCAGGAAGGGAAAUGAUUGCCAACAUGGAAAACAAUCAGUGGCCAAACUCCAACUGUAAUAAUGUUGAGAACUCUGUUUUUGCACUUCCUCAAGGCGACAGUGGAGUCAAAUUUCCUCCAUGUUCUCUGGUAGAAAAUCCAGUAACUACCUUUGACUACUGUGAAAUAGUUUUUGACCAAACCCAAAUUCAAGAACCUCUGGGUGUAGAUUCAAGCUUGACUGUUGAACAGAAACAGAAAUUUACAAUUAGAACAGUCUCCCCAGAAUACUGCUAUGCCACUGAGACCACAAAGGUUGUCAUCAUUGGAUCAUUUCUCUAUCCUCACCCGGGUUCUACUUGGGCCUGUAUGUUUGGUGAUGUUGAAGUUCCUGCUAAGAUUAUUCAGGAUGGCGUAAUCAGUUGUGAAACUCCUUCCAAUCUUCUUGGAGAGGUUAAGUUGUGCAUCACUUCCGGAAAUAGGGUGCCUUGCAGUGAAGUGAUUGAGUUUGAGUUUCGAAAUAAGACUACUAGUUGCACUCGCUGUAAUUCAUUGGAAACAGAAGAUGGUAGAAGUCCAGAAGAUCUGCUAUUACUUGUUCGAUUUGCAGAGAUGCUCCACUCUUCUUCAUCUAAAAAGGAUGACAGCACAGAAUCUGGAAGUCGCCUUUCAACAGAACAGAAAGAUGGUGAUGAUUCAUGGAGCCAUAUGAUUGACACUCUUCUAGUUGGCAGUGGAAAAUCAUCUGAUACUGUUAACUGGCUUCUAGAAGAGCUGCUGAAGGAUAAGCUGCAGCUCUGGCUCUCUAACCGAUCCUAUGAAAGAGAUGAAGGGACAGACUGUUCUUUGUCCAAGAAAGAGCAGGGAAUUAUACACAUGAUUUCUGGGUUGGGUUUUGAGUGGGCCUUGAAUCCCAUUCUCAGUUGCGGUGUGAAUAUAAAUUUCCGUGACAUCAAUGGAUGGACAGCCCUUCAUUGGGCUGCAAAAUUUGGGAGGGAAAAAAUGGUUGCAUCACUUAUAGCUUCUGGUGCAUCUGCUGAAGCGGUGACAGAUCCAAGUUCACAAAAUCCAAGCGGUGAAACUGCUGCAUCUGUUGCAGCCUCCCAUGGCCAUAAGGGACUGGCAGGUUAUCUUUCUGAGGUACACCUAACAAGCCACUUGUCAUCCCUCACUUUGACAGCGAGUAAGAUUUCGGAAGGAUCUUCUGAGCUCGAAGCCGAGUUAACUGUCGGCAGUGUCUCUGAAGAAAAUAUCGUGGCCAGUGAGGAUCAGGUUUCACUAAAAGCUUCCUUGGAUGCUGUCAGAAAUGCAACUCAAGCAGCUGCACGGAUACAAGAUGCUUUUCGUGCACAUUCUUUUAGAAAACGGAAAGCAAGAGAAGCUGCUGCAGCUGCUGCUGCAGCAGCAUGUCUAGAUGGAUAUUGUAUUGAUCCAGGUUGCAACAAUGAUAACAUGUCAGUGCUUUCUGCCAUGUCAAAACUUAGUUCUCGGAGCUUGGGUGAUUACAAUUUAGCUGCCUUGUCGAUUCAGAAGAAAUAUCGAGGUUGGAAAGGUCGCAAAGAAUUCUUAGCAUUGCGCCAGAAAGUAGUUAAGAUACAGGCCAUUGUGAGGGGUUACCAGGCUCGGAAGCAAUACAAGAUACUAUUAUGGGCAGUUGGAAUCCUGAAUAAGGUUGUGCUACGAUGGAGGAGAAAACGCGUUGGUAUAACUAGUGUCCGGCAAGAAGUGGACUCAAAUGAAGAAGAAAGUGAUGAUGAAGAUUUUCUCAACGUGUUCCGUAAAGAGAAAGUAAAUGGAGCAAUUGAGAUGGCUUUGAAGCGGGUGCUUUCCAUGGUCCGUCAUGAGGAUGCUCGCCACCAAUACAGGCGCUUGCUUUCAUUGUAUCGUCAAGCCAAGACUGAACGUGACAGUACAAGUGAUGAAGCACCGUCAUCAACUUCGGAAGAGGAUCCUCUCAAUAUGGAAGACGAUGAUUGGGAUCUGUUAUGGCAAAAAUUAUGUGCUUAGGAUGUUUUAUGUCUCUUUGGUGAUAAAUUUCUGGCUUUCUGUGUACUUGGAUGUGUAGGUACAAGAUUGAUUGAGGUUUUAGUUUGUAAAACAGUAUAGAUUGUAUAGUGUGAUAAAGGCGGUGGACACUCUUUUCAUGUAUAAAGUUGCCUUCACUGCUUUGGGGUAGUAGUAAAGGGUUUCAAAUUGA